CAUUUUAAAUUUGACAAUGUAUGAAUGUAUAUAGUUUCCUUUUAAUAUUUAUCCUACUCUUACUCUAUGAAAUAUGAAUGUAGUGUACAAAAAAAGUAUUAAAAAUUUAAUGUAUCCUCAGUCAAAGAGUACAAAAGAGUAUACAAGGAUUACAAGGUACUCAGUAGUCAGUACCAAGUACAGUAUAAAAUUAUAAAAAAACGAGUAGUUAUUAAAAAAUGAAUUGGUUUUAUAUUCUUAAGAUAAUGGUGCCUACUAUCACAUCCAAAUAUUUUAAUUUAUAGUAUUAGAUAUAGUGUAAUAAUAUAAGUUAUCUCCUAAUUUUACAAAAUGAUACUAAACAAGCAAAUUCGAUCAUUUAUGUGUAGAGGUCGAAAAAAGAAAAUCAUUAGUUUAGUCAUCAUUUUAGUAUUUUUGAUAAAUGCAAUGUUUUAUGUAAGCUUAGAAUUAUACAAUACAAUUAAAAGAAGAAAUAAAGAUUCGUGGUAUAGAAGUUUAAAUUUGGACCAAGACUCUAAUGUGGAUAAAGCGGGGAUGAGAAUUGUUGUUGGCCACUAUGUUGGUGGAAAUUCUGGAGGAAAUUUAUCCCAAGAGGUAAUCAAUACUAAUCACUAUUCCCCAAUUGAGGGUGCAGGAGAAGGAGGGAGGCCAGUUCAAUUAAUGCAGAGAGAAAUUAUAACCGCUAGAGAUCUGUACUCUUUGCAUUCAUAUAAUAUUCUUGUAAGUGAUAGAAUAUCUAUUAAUAGAAGUCUUCCAGAUAUGCGCAGUGAGAGUUGUAAAGACGUUCAAUAUGAUAUAGAGAAUCUUCCAACAGGGAGUGUAAUAAUAGUUUUUCACAAUGAAGCGUGGUCUACUCUUAUGAGAACUGUUAUGUCUGUGCUGUUAAGAUCACCUGGAGUAUUAUUAAAAGAGAUAAUUUUAGUAGAUGAUGCCAGUGAUCGAAAGUAUUUAGGUAAAGAAUUAGAAGAUGCUGUUGCUAAAUUGAACAAUGUAAAGAUAUUAAGGAGUCAAAACCGAACUGGUUUAGUAGGUGCAAGAUUAAUGGGUGCCAGGGUUGCUGUUGGGCAUGUUUUAGUUUUUUUGGAUGCACAUUGUGAGGUCACACAAGGUUGGAUCGAACCUCUUUUGGACAGGGCAGGAAGUGAUGACGUAUUUAUUUGCCCUCAUAUAGAUCUUCUCUCAGACGAUACGUUAGCAUACACGAAAAGUAUUGACGCGCACUGGGGUGCAUUUAGUUGGCGUCUUCACUUCCGUUGGCUAAUGCCUAGCAGUGAGGUAAUGAAAAGUAAGUCUACAAAUCCAUCCAAACCAUAUCCAACCCCAGCGAUGGCAGGUGGUCUAUUUGCUGUGAGGAAAAGUUUAUUUUGGCGUUUAGGGGGAUAUGAUGAGGGUAUGGUCAUAUGGGGAGCAGAAAAUUUGGAACUUUCUUGGCGAGCUUGGCAGUGCGGCGCAAGGGUUGAAAUAACGCCUUGUUCUCGAGUUGGACACAUUUUUAGAAGACAUAGUCCAUAUAAAUAUCCCGGUGGCGUCGCAAAAGUCUUGAAUUCGAAUCUUGCUCGAGCCGCCACAGUAUGGAUGGACGAAUGGGCCGAGUUCUUUUUUAAAUUUAACCCGUCAGUUGCAGCAAUACGUGACACUCAGAAUGUGGCUGAUAGGAUUGAGAUCCGAAAGAAUUUAAAAUGUAAAAAUUUCAAAUGGUAUUUGGAGAAUGUUUGGCCACAACAUUUCUUUCCGACUGAUGACAGGUGGUUUGGUAGGAUACGUAAUGAAAAAGGCGGUUGUGUUGGAGUGACUGCGGGAACGCCAGGGCUUGGUGGUCCCGCUUCAUCGAUAAAUUGUGGAAGUGAUUUAGAUUUAGAUAGGUUGGUCGUGUAUACCGUAGAAGGGAAAGUUAUGGCUGACGAGGGGUUAUGUUUAGAACAAGGGAAUGGUCGGGCGGUAUGGAAAACGUGUACUGAAAAUAUUAAACAGAUCUGGCAACAGAAGGGUCCAAGGUUAAAAACAAUUGAUGGGCUCUGCCUAACAUUAUUACCCGGUGAUAGUAAAGAAGGUAUUGGUGAUUCCUUGACAGCUAAGCGCUGUUUAAACGACAAUAGACAAAUAUGGCAUUUUGAACGAGUGCCUUGGCGUUAAACAUGUGAUACUUUUAGGUAAAAAAACUCGUACAAAUAUUAUUUAUAUUAAUUUUACAUUGAGUUUAACUGAACACAUAUCUCCAGUGUUGUUAUUUUAGAGGUUUGUACCGUAAUGUAAGUCCAGAUAUAUAUUUUUCUCCUUGCAUAUUUUUCAUCCGUCAUCGACAUUUUCUGUUUCACUGUUCUUUUACUAUUGAUAUCGAUUUGAAAGUUAUGUAAAUAAAUGAUUAGAUCUCUAUAACACAUAUUACAAUUUAAAAGCAGUACCUAUUGUAAGUAU
Molecule: messenger RNA, 2415 nt
Organism: Melitaea cinxia (Glanville fritillary)
Lineage: Eukaryota; Metazoa; Arthropoda; Insecta; Lepidoptera; Nymphalidae
Product: polypeptide N-acetylgalactosaminyltransferase 3-like
Exons: 7
Coding region: 331-2133 (600 amino acids)
Cellular component (GO): Golgi apparatus
Source: RefSeq, a predicted model, not a curated record